This is a messenger RNA of Dictyostelium discoideum AX4, 279 nucleotides long. It is a transcript of the gene dpm3, whose product is annotated as dolichol-phosphate mannosyltransferase subunit 3. The record is from RefSeq and is a predicted model, not a curated record. The transcript is spliced from 3 exons. The coding region runs from base 1 to 279 and encodes 92 amino acids. Lineage: Eukaryota; Evosea; Eumycetozoa; Dictyosteliales; Dictyosteliaceae. Gene Ontology annotation, biological process: glycoprotein biosynthetic process. Gene Ontology annotation, cellular component: endoplasmic reticulum membrane.
AUGAAAAGAUAUCAAAAAGUUUUCAUUACAUUCACAUUCUUAAUGACUUUUUGGUUAUUAUUAGUAUUAGAAAAAAUUCAAUUAAAUUUAUCACCAUCUAUUCAAUCAAUUAUACCAUUUUUACCAUUAUAUGCUGUAGUUUGCUUUGGAAGUUAUUCAUUGGGUGUUAUUGCAUACAAUCUUUUAAUUAUGAGUGAUUGUAAAGAGGCAUCUGAAAGUUUAUUUGAUGAAAUCAAAGAAGCAAAAGAAUCAUUAAGAGCAAAAGGAAUGAAAUUAUAA